AUGGUAGCAUUUGGCGCCUCGGCGCUUCUCCUCACGCUGCGCGUGCUUCUUUCAGCAACUCCGUCGUCUGCUGCGCCGGUCGCACAGGCAGACACUCCAUCAACAGGCGCGGCCAGUGGUUACUGGCUUCCUGCGCUCGCUUCCAAGGGACAAGGAAAGGCUGCAUUCAACGAGAACCCCGACAGCUACCUGGUCUACCGAAAUGUUCAGGACUUCGGAGCCAAAGGUGACGGCUCGACUGACGACACCGCGGCUAUCAACAAGGCUAUCGCUUCUCUGACCAAGACGUCUUCUGACACUGAAGUGCGUUGCGGUGAGGGCUGUGACUCUACUACCAUCACUCCUGCCGUCGUCUACUUCCCGCCCGGCACCUACAUGGUCAGCAAGCCCAUCAUUCAAUACUACUACACCCAGUUCAUCGGUGAUGCCAAGCAAGUGCCCACGCUGAAGGCUACCGCUUCCUUUGAGGGUAUGGGUCUUAUCGAUGCCGACCCUUACAUUGAGGGUGGUAACGGCGCCAACUGGUUCACCAACCAGAACAACUUCUACCGUUCCAUCCGCAACUUCGUCAUCGAUAUCUCCGACGCUAAGGCCGCCGCUGGUGUGCACUGGCAGGUAUCUCAAGCCACUAGCAUCCAGAACGUUGUGUUCAACAUGGCCGAUGCCAGCACGGAGAAUGGCAAGGCUCAGAAGGGUAUCUUCCAGGACAACGGCUCCGGUGGUUUCAUGACAGACCUCGUUUUCAACGGCGGUGACAUUGGUGCUUUCCUCGGUAGCCAACAGUUCACUACUCGCAACAUGACCUUCAACAAGUGCAACACUGGUAUCUACAUGAACUGGAACUGGCUCUGGACCAUGAAGUCGAACACCUUCAACGGCUGCAAGGUCGGUCUCGAUAUGGCAAAUGCUCCUGACAACCAGACUGUCGGCUCUGUUCUACUCCUGGACAGCAAGUAUGUCUCAACUCCCAUCGGUGUCAAUACUUCCUUCUCCGAGACCAGCAUUCCUGUUGGCGGUGGCACUCUCAUCAUUGACAACGUUGACUUUUCCGGUGCCGAGACGGCCGUGCAAGACUUCCAAGGCAAGUCCCUUCUCGCUGGUGGAUCGACUGUCAAGAUUUGGGCUCAGGGUAAUGCUCUUGCUUCUGGCGGCACUCAGGGACGUGUCCAGGGCGAUGUUCAAAACGGCCCCACCAAGCCCCAGAGCCUCCUUGGUCAGGACGGUGGCCUUUUCGAGCGUAGCAAACCUCUCUACGCCGACAUCGAUGCCAGCUCGUUCGUCAGCCUGAAGACUGCAGGUGCCAAGGGUGACGGUAAGACCGAUGACACCAAAGCAGUGCAAGCAGCCAUCGACGGCCUUACGGAUGGUCAGGUCCUCUGGAUCGACCACGGUGCCUAUGUCCUAUCUGACACCAUUGUCAUCCCUGCCGAGAAGAACGUCAAGAUUGUCGGCGAGACCUACCCGCUUCUGAUGGCUUCCGGUGCCAAUUUCGAGGACAUGGAGAACCCCAAGCCGUUGUUCCAGAUUGGCAAGCAGAGUGGUGACAAGGGCGCUUUCGAAAUGUCCGACUCCAUCGUCACUACCAAGGGCCCCGUUCCCGGUGCUAUCCUCAUGGAAUGGAAUAUUAACGCCGAGAACGGCCAGGCUGGUCUUUGGGACGUACACUUCCGUGUCGGUGGUUUCCAGGGUACCGAGCUCCAGUCCGACACUUGCAGCAAGCAGAAUGGUACAGCCCACGAUGCUGAUCCUAAGUGCAUCGGUUCUUUCAUGCAGCUCCACAUCACCAAGAACUCCAACGGCUACUUCGAGAACGUCUGGCUGUGGACUGCCGAUCACGAGCUCGACCUCAAGGAUCACAACCAGAUCGACAUCUACAACGGCCGUGGCAUGCUUGUCGAGUCCCAGGGUCCUGUCUGGCUGUACGGCACUGCCUCUGAGCACUCGGUCCUCUCCCAGUACCACUUCCAGGGCGCCAAGAACAUCUACCUCGGUGCCAUCCAGACCGAGACGCCUUACUACCAGCCCAACCCUAACGCGCUCCAGCCCUUCAAGAAGAACGACAAGUACUUCGACCCCGACAUGAGCACCAAAUCGGACAAGACCGCCUGGGCCGUCCGCAUUAUCGAGAGCGACAACAUCUGGGUCUAUGGUGCGGGUACCUACUCGUUCUUCCAGGACUACAGCCAGACGUGCGUCUCGGAGAACAACUGCCAGGAGCACAUCAACGAGAUCGACGCCAAGUCGACCAACAUCAACGUCUUUGGUCUCUCGUCGAAGGCAUCCGUCAACAUGAUCACGCAAGAUGGCAAGGGUCUUGCUCUUGAUAGCGACAACCGAUCGAACUUCUGCGCCACCCUUGGUAUCUUCGCCCAGUCGUAG
Molecule: messenger RNA, 2379 nt
Organism: Didymosphaeria variabile
Lineage: Eukaryota; Fungi; Ascomycota; Dothideomycetes; Pleosporales; Didymosphaeriaceae
Exons: 1
Coding region: 1-2379 (792 amino acids)
Molecular function (GO): polygalacturonase activity
Source: RefSeq, a predicted model, not a curated record